Paramuricea clavata is the source of this 7325-nucleotide messenger RNA. NCBI's taxonomy places the organism in Eukaryota, Metazoa, Cnidaria, Anthozoa, Malacalcyonacea, Plexauridae. The record is from the annotation of a GenBank genome assembly.
AUGAACAAUUCAUUAUCGAAAGAAGAAUUAGAAAAGAAACCAAAGGCUUUAGAUCAAACUCUUGAAUCAGGCAACGAUCCUACAUACAGCAAGAAAAUAUACGAACUUAUUGUCGCAGGGGGCGAGAAUAAAAAAUCUGUCGAACACAUUUUGCUGCCCGCCUGUUUACCCAAAGAAAAAAACUUGCUAGCAAGAUUAUGGUCUGCGAUAUUUAGCAGCAAAUCAUCAGAGAACUCUCAGUCCAAAACAGACGAAGCAAACUUGCCGGGAAAGUGGAGUUAUAUUAAACCAAUGAGAACCAGACGACAGUCCUUCAUGACAGCGAUUUAUCAAGACGAAAUGUUUGCAUUUGGAGGUUUUGGAACUGGUCGAUCUAUGGAAACGUUGGAGUUAAAUAGCCCCCGCGCUCGGUGGCAGCAUCGCGGUACAAUUUUCCCCGUGGAUUUAUGGGCAUCGGCUGCUGUACAGUAUGGUGGGUUUGGGUACAUAUUUGGAGGCGGCAUCGGUGGGGUGGCAGCUACUAAUGUUUACAAGUUAGUAAUAAUACAGUAAAUUCCUUUAGUAACACCCCCCCCCCCCCCCACCACCACCACCACUACCCCCUCUCCCUUAUUCACAACAAAACAACAGACGUGUGAUUAUUAGUUUUUCAUUUUUAAUUGACUUGGAAAUUCAUGUCAGUUUACUGCAUUAAUACAUUAGGACACCUCUCUAAUAUGGACAUAUCUCUAACAAAGAGAAUUGCCUCUCUAAUGUACCUAUCAAUGUUUUCCCCCUGAGAGGGGGGUGCGGGCAACCCAGGGCAAUUUUGACAUUUUUAAAAUUUUGUAGUCAAAAUCCCCACUGUUGGGCAAGGAAUGGCUGUCAAAAUUCCACAGUACAUUCCUAAGAUAACAAGGCAAACAUAUGUUUUCCAAUGCGAACAUACAGUCUAUACUGGUUUAAACUUGGUAAAAAUUGAGACACUGUGUAUAAAAUACCUUUUCCGAUGAAACUUGGUCUUGCUUCUCUGCCAUACUUGUUACCAGGCAAAACCACGCAAACUUUCAAGAUGGCGGAUGUCAAAAUUUCCCGACUCUCAGAGUUGAUGCAUAGGUCAAAUUCCCCUCACUGGAGCUUCAUAGUGUUGUCAAAGUCCCUGGGUCGCCCGCACUGCCCCCUCAGGGGGAAAACAAUGAUAGGUUCAUAAUACAGACACGUACCUCUCAAAUGCAAAUACCUCCCUAAUACAGACACCUGUCUAAUACAAGUACUUCUCUAAUAUAGACACCUCUCUAAUAUAGAAACUUCUCUAAUACAGACACCUCUCCAAUACAGACACCUCUCUAAUACAGACAUCUCUAAUACAGAAACCUCUCUAAUACAGAAACCUCUCUAAUACAGACACUUCUCUAAUACAGACUCCUCUCUAACACAGACACCUCUCUAAUACAGUCACCUCCCUAAUACAGACACCUCUCUAAUACAGACACCUCUCUAAUACAGACACCUCUCCAAUACAGACACCUCUCUAAUACAGACAUCUCUAAUACAGAAACCUCUCUAAUACAGAAACCUCUCUAAUACAGACACUUCUCUAAUACAGACUCCUCUCUAACACAGACACCUCUCUAAUACAGUCACCUCCCUAAUACAGACACCUCUCUAAUACAGACACCUCUCUAAUACAGACACCUCUCCAAUACAGACACCUCUCUAAUACAGACAUCUCUAAUACAGAAACCUCUCUAAUACAGAAACCUCUCUAAUACAGACACUUCUCUAAUACAGACUCCUCUCUAACACAGACACCUCUCUAAUACAGUCACCUCCCUAAUACAGACACCUCUCUAAUACAGACACCUCUCUAAUACAGACACCUCUCCAAUACAGACACCUCUCUAAUACAGACAUCUCUAAUACAAUACAGAAACCUCUCUAAUACAGAAACCUCUCUAAUACAGACACCUCUCUAAUACAGACACCUCUCUAAUACAGACACCUCUCUAAUACAGACACCCUAACACAGACACCUCUCUAACACAGACACCUCUCUAAUACAGACACCUCUCUAAUACAGACACCUCUCUAAUAUGGACACCUAGCUCCAAAUUCUCCACAGACAAGUAUCUCUAAUACAAAAACCUAGCUCUCUAAUAUAGAAACCUCUCUAAUACAGGUAACUCUCUAAUACAGGUACCUCUCUAAUACAGACACAUAUUUAACACAGACACCUCUGCAACACAGACAUCUCUCUAAAACAGACAAGUACCUCUCUAACACAGACACCUCUCUAAUACAGACACAUAUUUAACACAGACACCUCUGCAACACAGACAUCUCUCUAAAACAGACAAGUACCUCUCUAAUACAGAUAUACCUCUCCAACACAGACAAGUAACUCUCCAAUACAGACAUCUCUCUAACACAGACAAGUUAAUAUGGACACCUAGCUCCAAAUUCUCCAAUACAGAAACCUCUCUAAUACAAAAACCUAGCUCUCUAAUAUAGAAACCUCUCUAAUACAGGUAACUCUCUAAUACAGGUACCUCUCUAAUACAGACACAUAUUUAACACAGACACCUCUGCAACACAGACAUCUCUCUAAAACAGACAAGUACCUCUCUAAUACAGAUAUACCUCUCCAACACAGACAAGUACUCUAAUACAAAAACCUAGCUCUCUAAUAUAGAAACCUCUCUAAUACAGGUAACUCUCUAAUACAGGUACCUCUCUAAUACAGACACAUAUUUAACACAGACACCUCUGCAACACAGACAUCUCUCUAAAACAGACAAGUACCUCUCUAACACAGACAACUCUCUAAUACAGGUACCUCUCUAAUACAGACACCUCUGCAACACAGACAUCUCUCUAAAACAGACAAGUACCUCUCUAAUACAGAUAUACCUCUCCAACACAGACAAGUAACUCUCCAAUACAGACAUCUCUCUAACACAGACAAGUGCCUUAAUAUGGACACCUAGCUCCAAAUUCUCCAAUACAGAAACCUCUCUAAUACAGAAACCUAGCUCUCUAAUAUAGAAACCUCUCUAAUACAGGUAACUCUCUAAUACAGGUACCUCUCUAAUACAGACACAUAUUUGACACAGACACCUCUGCAACACAGACAUCUCUCUAAAACAGACAAGUACCUCUCUAAUACAGAUAUACCUCUCCAACACAGACAAGUAACUCUCCAAUACAGACAUCUCUCUAACACAGACAAGUGCCUCUCUAAUACAGACACUUCUCUAAUACAGACACUUCUCCAAUAUAGACACCUAUCUAACAUUGACACCUCUCUUAACUGCAACACAGACAUCUCUCUAAAACAGACAAGUACCUCUCUAAUACAGAUAUACCUCUCCAACACAGACAAGUAACUCUCCAAUACAGACAUCUCUCUAACACAGACAAGUGCCUCUCUAACACAGACACCUCUCUAAUACAGCCAACUACAGUACUCUAAUACGAACAUCUCUCUAAUACUGAUUCUUUGAAGCAAAAAGUAAUUAAUCCUGAUAAUACAUUUAUAGAUUCAGUCUGGUUCCACCUUAUGCAGUUGACUUGAUUGGCCAAAUGCCUGAACCGAGAACUUUACACAAUGCCGAAAUAUUUGAGGACAAAGUUAUCAUUUUCUGCGGAUCAUCAACUGGCUAUCCCGAUGCUUCGGUGGACACAGUUUAUCAGUAUGACAUCACAAACAACAGUUUUAAAACAUUACCAUCAUUACCAGUGAAGGUUGUAUUUGCAGCAACGGCAAAGUGGAAAGAUAAUGUCUUGAUUGUUGGCGGGCAGGGUGAACAGUUUCAGACAUUAAACACGGUUUGGAUGUACAAUGUAUCGAGUGGGGAAUCCCAAAAGUUGCGACCAAUGAGAGACAAGAGACAUGGUUGUGCUGCCGUCGUUGCAGGAGAUAUGUUGGUUGUCAUGGGGGGACAAAACUUGAGACAAAUGGAACUUGUUUCAGCAGAAUGUUACAACCUUCAGACAAACAAAUGGAUGCAACUUCCCCCCAUGAAGCAGGCAAGACGAUAUCCCUCUGCAGUCGUAAGAUGCAGGGACAUUGAUUGAGCAAGGUCAAGUUGCUGCAAACCAUUUAAAGUAACAAUUAAGGGUUAAGGCAGAGUUCUAACUCUAUAAGGGCAGGGGCUCGCAUCCAAAGUUUUUUCAAGGGGAGGUUCUGGGAUGUAAAGCAUUACAAAGUUUCAUUUUGAGAGUGGCUUUUGGUUGAGCCGCACUACAAUAACAAAGAAAGAAUAUCUAUUUACCUUGGGUCGGUACGACACCGAGGUCUUAACUCCGGCUCCUAUUUUUUUUAAUUUUUUUUUUCUUGUUUUUUUUCCCAUUUGUGUCGAGCCGCGCGCGUAGUCGAAGAUCGAAGGGCCUGCGGAGGAGACGACAACUUCCGGUAAAUAAGUGUACUUCCGGAUUAUUUCAAGCAUCGGCCAAAGCGAAACGGAACCCGAAGCUGUCCUUGCACAAAAUCCGUCAAAUUUUUUUAUUUAAAACCAGAAGAUGUGAUAAUGUUGACAUAGAUGUUUAGCUGGAUAACUAUUCUCGAGUAUAUGUUGAUAUAAUGCACAAUACUUCGUAUGCAUAGCAUGGUUCAAUUUUCACUUCCACACAAUGGUCCUAAGGGACAUUCCCCAUCGAUUGACGAAGUUAGACUUUUGAUUUUUCGAUUUUGAGAACACUUACGAGCAAUUUUAGAUUGGGCGGUACACAUCAGUAUAGACAAUUUCAAAAUUAGUAUGCAUAGCCGAAGCAAGCUAAAAUGACUAAGGCUCCGUCAGUUCGCUUCAGAUCGGGACAAAAUUUUACGGUACAACUAUACAACACCCCGCAAGUAUUAUACGUAUUAUAUUACUGGGGUUAGUAUUAUGUUUAGGAUAAGGUACAGUUGGCGGGAUAUUCUAUGGUUAUUCCGAGCACACUAUUAUCACAGAAUAUUAACCUAUCCAGAAGUCCAUCUCUAUUGUUUUUUGCGUAACUGCUAUUCGUCAUGAUUCGUCACUCAGCAAGUGCCCUAAACAGGGGCAAUCACUCCCCUGGAAAUACUUAAGAUGGCGCCUCAUCCGGGUGGUGACUGCCUCUGUUUAGGGCACUUGCUGAGUGACGAAUCAUACGAAUAGCACGCAAAAAACAAUGGAGAUGGACUUGUGGAUAGGUUAGUAUUCUGUGCUGUUAUUGAAUCACUAGUUCAUACGAUAAGGUUCACUAAUUACAGCAGGCAGAAAUGACAACACUUGAUAGAUAAUUUCCAUGUAGGUGAAUUCCAAUAGGAGUUUCACUUCAGCGCACAUGAUGGUAUUUGACAAAAGAAUUUUAGUAUAAUGUGAUUAUUUGCCUAUUUGCUUUUGUGUUUUAAUGUGAUAAUGUGGGUGUGGUGUGGAUCACGAGUUGAUUGUUUGGCCUUGCUCGUUGCUAUAUAAGCUUUUACCUGACUACAGUUCGCACUUACUCUUGUAACGUAAUCGACAAUGUCGUCUGGACUGAAAAGUACCAUAUCACCAAAGAAAAAUCUGCCACCGAUUAUCGGCUACGUGCACAAUUUGUCUAAAGUUCUAAUUUAUCAAUAAAAUGUUAAAACGGAGCUUUGAUUGACUGAUUCACCAUUUAUACUAGCGAACUAUUAAACUAUCGUGAUUUACACCAUUUUUGCAUAUUUACCAGACGAUGCCCUAUCCACCGACCCGAGGUUAACGCCGAGUCGGCGUCUUGUUUAUGUCUAUUCCCAGGUUAUAGAGUAUUCCCCCAAGAAAAUGUUUGAAGUUUUGAAUGGUUAAUGGCCGGCUACAAUUCCUGCAAUUCACUAUAGUUUAUCACAAUUCUUUCAAUCAGUGGUGCAUGGCGCCAAAGACGGAAGACAGCUCUAAGUCCCUGCAAUGCAAUUUCCAGCAUUGUGUGUGUGUGUGUGUGUGGGGGGUCAAGAUUACACAGAAUUCCAAAGAUUGUAAUGAAGUACAUGAAACACAUUUUGUUUCAUAUCUAUAUAUAUAUGCAGGUAUAAGUGUAACUAUAUACAUUGAAAAAUAAAAACUUCACCUUUGUUUUUAUUGAAAAUCUGGCAAAUUAGCCAUGCCUGUUCUACACCAGAAGGUUGUUAAACUCAUGCAUUCUGCAAGUUUUCAACACAUCCAUUAACAACUUGCACCCAUUUGUUUAUCUUUUUUCGACAUAUAUAUUGCAUGAACAAAAUGAUUAUCUGUUUUGGAUCAAAACUGAACCAACAAUAUUAAUUUUCGCCGAACCAACUUUUAAGAUCGAUUACACAGAAUUGGCCGGGGUGUGUCACCUACCUUUUGACUGAGCUUGUUUGUGGGCCUCUGUUAGUGUAAUAAUGUAAUAGUGUAAGUUAAUAUAUAAAGUUAAUAGUAAUCUUUAAUAGUGUAAAUUAAUAUAUAAAGUAAUACAGACACCUCUCUAAUACAGACACCUCUCUAAUACAGACACCUCUCUAAUAGUCUAGCACAGACAUCUCUCUAAUACCAGCAACUUUUUUGAUACUGACUGAUCGUGAAGUUAAAAAUGAAUUAAAAAAUACAAAAUAAUGGACACUCCAAAAACAGUUAAUAUUUUUAAUUUGACGUUUCGACUAGCCUGCAGUGAUGCAGUCGAAACGUCGAAUUAAAAAUGUUAACUGUUUUCGAAAUGUCCAUUGUUUUGUAUUUUUUUAAAUUACUCUGUGGUAACUGGUGGUAACUGUAAAUUCUGGCCAAAAAUGAAUUAUGUUAAUACAUUAAUAGCUUCGGUCUGGUUCCGCCUUAUACAGUCAACCUGGUCAGCCAAUUGCCUGAACCAAGAUCGUUCCACAAUGCCGAAAUAUUUGACAACAAAGUGAUCAUCCUUUGUGGAUCAUCAACAGGCUCCUUCAGCGCCAACGAUUUUGUGGACACUGUACUGCAAUAUGAUAUCACGAACAACACUUUUAAUACAUUAUUACCGUCAUUACCAGUGAAAGUUGUUUAUGCAGCGACAGCAAAGUGGAGAGAUAAUGUUUUAAUUGUUGGCGGGCAGGGUGAACAGUAUCAUGACACUAACACAGUUUGGAUGUAUGAUGUAUCGAGUGGGGAAUCUCAAAAGUUGCGACCAAUGAGACACAAGAGGCACGGUUGUGCGGCAGUCGUCGCAGAGAUAUGUUGGUUGUCACAGGCGGACGAAACCCAACUGCAUUAGAGCUUGUUUCGGCAGAAUGCUACAACUUUCUGACAAUGAAAUGGACAGAAGUGCCUCCCAUGGAGCAGGCGAGAAAUUAUCCUUCUGCAGUCGUAAGAUGCAGGCCUGUCAACAGAGAGCAAGUUGCCGCUGGACCUGGACCUGGACCAGGACCAGACAAGUAA